AUGCGGUCUCAGAAUAAGGCGGACCUUAGCCCGGAAUCACGUUGGCUAAGCGGACCCGCAUUUUUGAGGAAGCCAGCGAGCUGCUGGCCGGCGCCUGAGGAGGGAACUAAGCGUGUUCCAGAUGCAACUGAUGAGAUGCCCAGUGAGUUUGCAUUGAUGGCCGCCAAUGAAUUUGUCAUUCCGUUCCAGAAAUUCUCGAGCUUCAGUCGUCUGGUGGGUUCCACAGCCUGGGUCUUGAGGUUUGCGCGUUGGUGUCGCAAGCAGAGAAGCGAGCUUGAGGAGUAUGGACUCACUGCGACGGAGUGUGAGGCUGCGGAGACCCUGUUAGUCAGACAGGCCCAAUUGGAAUCUUUUCCCGACGAGAUGAGGUCGGCGGAAUGCGAAAAAAACGUCGCGAGCUCGAGUGAGAUUCGAGGUCUGGCGUCUUACAUGGAUGAACACGGAGUUCUGCGAGUUUAUGGCAGAGUUGAUGCCGCACUGUGCAUGCCCUACAGUGCGAGGAGGCCCGUAAUACUGUCACACAGGCACAGUCGUACGGAAUUAAUCGUGAGGCACUUUCACGCCCAGAUGAAGCAUCAAAUCGUGGUUGCGACGAUUGCUCAGAUAAGGACGAGAUUCUGGGUCACGAAGAUGAGACCAGUGAUGAAGGAAGUAAGCUCGUCGUGCAACGAGUGCAAGUUGCAACGAACGCGGCCGAUGUCGUCGAUAAUGGGACCCCUUCCAGAGGAUCGACUGGAAGCGGGGAGAUGGCCAUUCAAGUACACCAGAUUGGAUUACUUUGGGCCACUGCUGGUGACUGUAUACCGCCACAAAGAGAAGCGUUGGGUUGCCUUGUUCACGUGCUUGACGACAAGGGCGAUUCAUCUGGAGCUGGCGCAUGACCUGUCGACGGGUUCCUGCAUAAUAGCGAUCAGGAACUUCGUCUGCCGUAGAGGUCCAAUAUUAAGACUGCGGAGUGAUAACGGCAAGAACUUCGUGGGAGCUGACAGGGAGGCCAGGCGAUUUGGAGACGUGCUCGAGAUGGAGAGCUUACAGAGUAAGUUGUCCAGCAGAAGCAUUGAAUGGGUCUUCAAUUGCCCAUCGAACCCGUCUGAGGGUGGAGUAUGGACCCUGAAUACCCUGAAGGAACUCGCGCCGAGGGAUCAUGUGUUGGACAGUGUUCCUGAUCGAGGCGGAGAAUGUGGUCAAGGGAGCAGCUAACCUGCCGAAUACGCCUGGAUUGGAUGCGGAGCUGCCCAAGGAGGGUUCUACGCGAAAGCAGUGGAGGAUUGCUCGCAUGCUGCGAGACCGUUUCUGGAGGAGGUGGGUCCUGGAGUACCUGCCUACGCUUGUGCGACGCGAGAAGUGAUGCCGGAGGACGGAGCCCAUCCGCCAGGGCGAUAUGGUCUUCGUCUGCGAUCCUGCCUUGCCCAGACGAAAGAGGCGCAAGGGCAUCGUGGAGGAGGUUUAAGGCAACUCCAUAUGAAGCAAAACAAUACCCUUGCAGAUUGUAUAAUGAUUUCAGUCAGAAGUUUGCAACGCAGUGAAGAGACGUUUCCGACCCCAUAAUGUAUAUAUAUUCUUGAUCAGCGUCACUAGACGAGUCGAUAUAGCAUUCUAAGCUUGGAUAUAACAUUUUUAAUUUAGUUCUGGAUUUCGAAUUAAAUUUUUCAAAAUCGGACGACUGAAUUAUAUAGCUCCCAUAGGAACAAUCUGAAAAUUAGUGCCAGAAGAUUCUGAGAAUACAACUUAUCGGCGCGGCAAAUGCCGCUUGAAUGAACCGAGACGCGCAGCGUCAGUGCGCGGGCUUCCAUAUAACUGCAAACUUUUCUACGCGCUUAAGACAGCGAAGAGCUGCGCCGUACCGCACCGCCCCAGUGCGCGGAGAACUUAAAGCUUUCAUUCUGAGAAGUCCCCCAAAAAAUUUUUAUUUGCUGGCAACUAAUGAAUGGAGUAGCGAAUUUAGAAAUAAGGUGCUGUUCAACACGUAUUCUAAGAGUACUUAAUGAAUUAAAUGUGCAAAUUUUUGAGUUUUUUAAA
Messenger RNA from Drosophila biarmipes, 2019 nucleotides. RefSeq lists its product as uncharacterized. The record is from RefSeq and is a predicted model, not a curated record. The transcript has 2 exons. Gene Ontology annotation, molecular function: nucleic acid binding. NCBI's taxonomy places the organism in Eukaryota, Metazoa, Arthropoda, Insecta, Diptera, Drosophilidae. Bases 1 to 1200 code for a protein of 399 amino acids.